AAGGGAACUUCGAGCUUUGGCAAGCGCCACACCAAGACCCACGGUCUUUGCAGACGUUGCGGGAGAAUACAUGGGUCGACGGCCGCGAAGAUGAACGAAAACUAUCAACGACGUCCACCCGCUACAAGAGAACAAGAGAUUGACAAUCGAUUCACCAGUCGCCGUUCGCUCCACAACCAGAAGAAGGUCUGCGCUUCUUGCGGCUACCCUGCCGCCAAGACCCGCAAGUACAACUGGUCUGAGAAGGCCAAGCGCAGAAAGACCACCGGCACUGGUCGCCUCCGUUACCUCAGCACCGUCUCUCGCAAGUUCAAGAACGGCUUCCAGACCGGUGUCCCCAAGGGCUCCAAGGGUCCCGUCGCUGCUUAA
Molecule: messenger RNA, 369 nt
Organism: Neurospora tetrasperma FGSC 2508
Lineage: Eukaryota; Fungi; Ascomycota; Sordariomycetes; Sordariales; Sordariaceae
Exons: 4
Biological process (GO): translation
Cellular component (GO): ribosome; cytosolic large ribosomal subunit
Molecular function (GO): RNA binding; structural constituent of ribosome
Source: RefSeq, a predicted model, not a curated record